This is a messenger RNA of Panicum virgatum (switchgrass), 1812 nucleotides long. RefSeq lists its product as uncharacterized. The record is from RefSeq and is a predicted model, not a curated record. NCBI's taxonomy places the organism in Eukaryota, Viridiplantae, Streptophyta, Magnoliopsida, Poales, Poaceae. The transcript is spliced from 3 exons. The coding region runs from base 1 to 1812 and encodes 603 amino acids.
AUGGCCCCAGCCUCCGCCCUCGUCGGCCCGCCCGUCGCCGUCGCCUUCAACGCUGAUCCGAAGCCGCAGCCGCAGCCGACCAGCCGCUCGUCCCCCAACAACUCGUCCGACGAGAGCUCAUCCAUGGACGAAGAUUCGCCUGCCCCAGGACCGACGACGGAGGAGGGGAUCAGGCGGAAGCUCGCGUACGCCUCCUCCGGGGAACCCUGCGUCGACUUCUUCUUCCAGGUAGUCCCCAGCGUCACCUCCGACGCCGACCUCGCCGCGCUCCUCGAUGCGGCCUGGUCCUGGGACGCGUGCACCUCCCUCAAGCUCGUCUGCCACCUCCGGGACGUCCGCGGCCUCGGCAAGUCCGACAGGGACGGCUUCUACGCUGCCGCGCUCUGGAUGCACGCGCGCCACCCGCUCACCCUCGCCGCCAACCUCGCCAACUUCACCAGGUUCGGGUGCCUCAAGGACCUCCCCGAGAUCAUCUACCCCAUCCUCCACGGCCCCCGCGAGGACGACGACCGCAAGGGCGACGGCCGUCGCCGCCGCACAAAGCGCCGCCGCAGCGUCGACGAGGCGCAGGCUGCCAAGGAGAGGCUCAACAAGGAGGCGCAGCUGGCGCAGGCGCGUCGCCGAGACGCCGACACGUUUGCUGAGCUGCUCAAGUCCGACGUCGAACACCUGCGCUCCGGGGACACCGCCAAGAUCGGGCUCGCGGCCAAGUGGUGCCCGUCGCUCCGUUCGUCCUACGACCGCUCGACCCUGCUCUGUGAGGCCAUCGCUCGCCGCAUCUUCCCGCACGAGCCGAACCAGGAGUACCUCAACCUCUCCGACGAACACUACACCUACCGCGUCCGCAAUCAGCUCCGCCGCGAGGUGCUGGUGCGGCUUCGCAAGGUGCUCGAGCUCCCGGAGGUGUACAUGAGCGCCGGCAAGUGGGACGACCUUCCGUACGCGCGCGUGGCGUCCGUGGCGAUGCACAAGUACAAGGAAGCGUUCCAGAAGCACGACAAGCCCCGCGUGGCCGGCUUCUUCGACGAGGUGCGCACGGGCCACGCGAGGGUGGCUGCAGGCGCCGUGCUGCAGCACGAGCUGAUUGCUGCGGCUCUCAAUGGGGAGCACGACGAGGCGGCAGAGCUCCAGUGGCGCAGCAUGGUGUCCGCGCUAGCCGCGGAGGGCCGGCUGGACAACUGCAUUGCGGUGUGCGGACUCACUGGUCCCGCUCCCGCCACGGACCCUGCGACCUCGGCCGCCAUCGCGCAGGGGCUCCUGAUCUCGGAGCUGAGCCAGGAGCCGUGGAAGGGGAGGGUGAUCACCUUCGACGAGACGCACAAGCUGCACAAGCUGCACGGCGCCAACCUCAAGGUGAAGCUGCAGCCGCUGGUGGCGGCCCUCCCUCCGCUCAAGAAGGGCGGCAACCUGCAACAACGAGCAUCUAAAAAGAUAAAGAUCCCAACAGGCGUGUUCAGCAUCCUGAGCACGGCUGUGGUGGGCGGGCUGCGCAGGGACAUGAUGGUGAAGAGGGUGUUCGUGCUGAGCGACAUGGACUUCGACGGGUGGGCCGGCACCGCCGCGCCGUGGGACACGGAGUACCACGGCAUCAGCAACCAGUUCACCGCCGAGGGUUUCGCGGCGCCGGAGGUGGUGUUCUGGAACGUGGGAACGUCCAAGACGUCGAUGCCUGUGGUGGCGGCGCUGGUGAGCGGCUACUCCAAGAACCUGGUGCGUCUCUUCCUGGAGGCCGAUGGCAACCUCACUCCAGCCACCGUCAUGGCCGACGCCAUCUCCGGCCCGGAGUACGACGCGCUCGAGGUGUUCGACUGA